Messenger RNA from Acaulospora morrowiae, 625 nucleotides. Lineage: Eukaryota; Fungi; Glomeromycota; Glomeromycetes; Diversisporales; Acaulosporaceae. The record is from the annotation of a GenBank genome assembly.
UCUGUUCGACAGGAACCUAUUUUACCAGUACGUUCAACCUAUCAACCAGAGAAAGUACCGGACAUCGUCUCACUACAAAAGACCGCUUCCAAAGAGGAAGAGGAAGAGGAGAUAGUACGUUCGAGUUAUCAGCCAGAAAAAAUACCUGACAUUGCUGCACUCCAAAAAACAGCUCCGAAGGAUGAUAUAAAGCCUGUGGUGAGUAAGAAAUUUGUUUUUGUUCAACAUAUUUACAAUCACGGUGCUCAAAAUUUUGUUGUGUUGAACCUCAAGAGUUCCGUAUAUAAGCCCGUUCAACUUCCGAAGCCAAAAAAGCUGGGCACUCGUGCAACGUGGAUCACGGAAGAGAACAAUCCUCCCACCUCAGGUAUAGAUGCUCGUCGUGAAAGGGAAGAGCGUGAGAAGAAAGAACGUGAAAGAGAGGAACGUGAAAGGAAAGAGCGUGAAAAGAAAGAACGUGAAAGAGCAGAACGUGAAAGAGCAGAACGCGAAAGAAUUGAACAAGAAGAUGAUGAACGCAGAGAGCAAGAGAGAUUUGAGCAAGAGGAGUACGAACACGAGGAAAGUGAAAGAGUGGAGCGUGAAAGGUCACAACGAUUGAGGGAACAGAAGGAAGCAGACAAUC